This is a messenger RNA of Guillardia theta CCMP2712, 735 nucleotides long. RefSeq lists its product as hypothetical. Bases 1 to 735 code for a protein of 244 amino acids. The transcript has 2 exons. The record is from RefSeq and is a predicted model, not a curated record. Lineage: Eukaryota; Cryptophyceae; Pyrenomonadales; Geminigeraceae.
AUGUUGGAAGCGGCUGGCUCAAUGAAGCAGGACGUCAACGCUUCUGAGGGGAUGAUUCCGAUCGACGUCACGUCCAAUGUUUAUAUGGACCAGGGGGAGUUCGAAAGGAAAUCGGAAGAGUGGAUGAAAAACAACCAAGCAAGCGUACAGUCUGACAUGCAAUGGAUCCUCUUCGGUUGCUUCCUGUUCGCGAUAGGCACAGGUGUCCUGGUGUAUAGCGAAGUUCGAUACGUGCUCAUGACUCGCGAAUAUGACCUUUGUGUACAAAUCUCGAAGCCCAUUGAUGAAUCCCUGUCUGCUCAGAUGAGCGCUACUCAGAAAGUGCGGACGUACCUCAGCAUUGGCGCGAUUCUUGGGACAGUGGUGUCAUUGUGGAUCAUUCUCUUUCCCUUGUGCCAUCUCGCUACGGGGAUGUUGUCGUCAAUGGGUUAUGCCUUUCAAGGUUGCUAUGAGCUUGCGUUCAUGGUGGCGUUUGUCGUUGCGGCCGUGUGGUCUCUCUUUGUGAUCGGGUGCUGCUGGAUCUGCACUAGGCCCUGGACGGCCAUCUUCUGCCUGAUCGUCUCGUUUGUCGGCGAAGCUUCUCUGGAGACAGGACAGGCACCAGCUGUGCUCAUGUGGAUCCUUGCUUCGCUGCUGUCCGCAUACAUCUUCUUCACCUGGGCUCGAGUAAUUCUCAACGAGGACCCGAAGCCGGAUCCCGAGAGGAGCAAGCUUGUGUCGCAGGCAAAGGUUUAA